GUUGUCGUACCGUCAUAAACCGGGUUCUGUCAACUCUGCAGAGCCGCCCCACUCCCCCAGACAAUCGAUAAUAAUAAAGCUCGUAUCUGGUCUUACUGAAGCAGCAACGACAUUGUUGACAAGCACUACUAAGCCGCCAUGGUGACAUCUCCACCUCUUAGCCAGGCCACGGGCUAUGGAAUCAUUGUUGGCCUUGGUUUCCUCUUUGCCUUCGGCAUGAUGCUUACGACCUUUGUCUUGAAGCGCUAUAACAAUGAACUUCAGACGAGUGAAGUCUUCAGCACCGCAGGCCGAUCCGUCAAGUCUGGUCUGGUCGCCUCUGCAGUGGUCUCCUCCUGGACGUGGGCUGCGACUCUGCUCCAAUCUUCCUCCAUCGCCUAUCAAUAUGGCGUGAGUGGACCUUUUUGGUACGCGUCUGGUGCGACUGUGCAAAUCAUCCUUUUCGCAACGAUUGCCAUUGAACUGAAGCGGAAAGCUCCCAAUGCUCAUACAUUCCUGGAAGCCAUCCGAGCCAGAUAUGGACCGGUCACACACGGCGUGUACAUCACGUUUGGCGUCAUGACCAAUAUCCUGGUAACAGCUAUGCUCUUGACAGGAGGGUCCGCGGUAGCGACUUCCCUCUGCGGCGUACCCACAGCUGCCGGAUGCUUUCUGCUACCUGUCGGAGUGGUGCUAUAUACCAUGUUCGGUGGCAUCAAAGCUACCUUCCUGACCGAUUGGGUGCAUACUGUUGUGAUCCUGGUCAUUAUUCUCACCUUCGCCUUCACUGCCUACGCGACUGGAGACCAUCUUGGCAGCCCGGGGGCUGUAUACGAUCUUCUGGUUGCUGCAACAGAGCGUCAUCCCGUCGAGGGAAAUGCUGGAGGCUCAUAUCUGACCAUGCGAUCUAAGGAGGGAGUCAUUUUCUUCGUGAUCAACAUUGUGGGAAACUUUGGCACCGUGUUCAUGGAUAAUGGGUACUACAACAAAGCUAUUGCAGCCUCUCCUGUGCAUGCCCUUCCAGGUUAUAUUGCCGGCGGUCUUUCCUGGUUCGCAAUUCCAUGGCUAGCGGCCACGACAAUGGGCCUAGCGGCUAUCGCUCUCGAGAACAACCCAGUUUUUCCGACCUAUCCCAAUCGGAUGAGUGCAGCAGAUGUCAGUGCUGGUCUAGUACUUCCAAAUGCAGCGGUUGCCCUGCUCGGAUCUGGUGGCGCAGCAGGAACGCUUUUGCUCAUUUUCAUGGCUGUUACGUCAGCUAUGUCUGCGGAAUUGAUCGCAGUCAGCUCAAUCUGGACCUACGAUAUCUACAAGACUUACAUCAACCCUAACGCAAGUGGGAAGAGGCUGAUCUAUAUGUCUCACGCAAGUUGUGUCGUCUACGCACUAUGCAUGGCAGCUUUUUCCACGGGAUUACAUUAUGCAGGCAUAUCGAUGGGUUACCUCUACCUCCUGAUGGGAGUCAUCAUCAGUGGUGCCGUGCUGCCGAGCACCUUGACCCUCCUGUGGAGUGGUCAGAGUUGGGCGGCAGCCACAUUUUCACCUCCACUGGCCCUCUGCUGCUCUGUGACUGGAUGGCUGGUGCAGUCGAAGGUUCAAUACGGCGAUUUGAGUGUCACUUCCACCGGAUCCAACUACCCGAUGCUGGUGGGCAACGUCGUGUCUCUCCUGGCACCAGCUAUCUUCAUCCCGAUUCUGUCACUGGUCUUCAGAACACCUGCCUAUGACUGGAUCAGUAUGUCGCAGAUCAGGAAAGGCGACGACCAUGACCUAGCUGCCGCUGCAAAUAUUGAUCUUGAGAUGGUUCCAGGCGAGCGACGCAAGCGGGCCGAAGACGAAGCAGCGGAACAGUCGAAACUGAUGCGAGCGAGCAAGACUGCUCGAUGGCUGACUGUCUUCAUGACUCUGUCAUUUCUGGUACUCUGGCCGAUGCCCAUGUACGGCAGUGCGUACAUUUUCUCGAAGAAGUUCUUCACAGGCUGGGUUGUUGUUGGAAUCCUGUGGCUGUUCUGCAGCUCUUUCUGUGUUGGCCUCUAUCCUCUCUGGGAGGGUCGUAAGACGUGCGCGAGAACUACCAAAGCUAUCUUCAGGGAUAUCACUGGCCGAGGCAAACCGCACGUUCAUCAUGGACGACCUGUUUUGACGGAAGAGGAAAUAUCUGACACUCAGGCCGAGAAGAAGAAGAGCACCACACCGCCACAGGUUGAACUUGAGCACUGAUUGUAUGUUGGUUGGAUGUGUGUCAAUCUUGAACGGCCUGACAGAAGAAUCUGAGAAGAUGGUAUGGUACCUUAUGUAGCGUCAGUAUACCUCACACCGCGAUCUCUCGAAAAGCGACGUCCUUGACCUGGCCACUCCCAUAUGACCAUAUGAGAGGGAAGCGUCUCACAGCCAAGCGGCCAAAAACUAGUUAGACCAUGAAAAGAACAGAUU
Messenger RNA from Sphaerulina musiva SO2202, 2409 nucleotides. Its product is annotated as urea active transporter. Gene Ontology annotation, biological process: putrescine transport; spermidine transport; urea transmembrane transport. The record is from RefSeq and is a predicted model, not a curated record. The transcript is spliced from 3 exons. Bases 139 to 2196 code for a protein of 685 amino acids. Gene Ontology annotation, molecular function: putrescine transmembrane transporter activity; urea transmembrane transporter activity; spermidine transmembrane transporter activity. NCBI's taxonomy places the organism in Eukaryota, Fungi, Ascomycota, Dothideomycetes, Mycosphaerellales, Mycosphaerellaceae. Gene Ontology annotation, cellular component: plasma membrane.